AUGGGGUAUAAAUCACUUACUACUGACCCUGUUGAAAUCCAUUUGUCCUCCAUCCUACUACCCUUGAAUAAUAUUCCUCAAGGCGGCCAAGAAUCGGAGCCCCCAGCCCUUCCACCAGAGCUUCCACUUGCACCCGAAAGAAAUCUGAACAAUAUCACGUUCUUCAAUGGGGUCUUUCAAAACGUGGACAGCGUUGCAUUGUUUUUUGACUGCCUGGGUUCUCACUUCACUUGGCUACAGUCCAUAUUCACUAACUUCCCUGCACUGCUCCAUUUCGUGAACAAAAUGAGGUGUGUAACUGGACUUUGCCCCAGGGAUUUCGAAGACUACGGCUGCUCUUGCCGGUUCGAGAUGGAAGGGCUCCCUGUGGAUGAAGUGGACAGCUGCUGUUUCCAGCACCGCAAAUGCUAUGAAGAAGCCAUGGAGCUGGAGUGCUCAUGGGACCCUGCCAAGAUAUCUAUGGACAUCAGCUGUCUUACGAAAAAUAUUACCUGUGAGUCUGGGGAUCCUUGUGAACGGCUUCUCUGCAAUUGUGACAAAGCGGCUAUUGAGUGUUUUGUCCAUUCACACAUUAACUCUUCCUUGAACGGCCUGGAUGUCUCCUUCUGUCCAGGUCAGGUUACAGAAACAACUAGCAAGAAAGGAUUGACAACACUUCAUAUGGAGGAGCUUCUUAACCACCGGGGUGAUAAACCACUGCUGACAACUACUUCCAUGACAGAAGGAAUUCCACCUGCAGCCAGCAAUACCAGCUUGAAACCCCCCACUUCUGAGUUUACUCCCAGAGAGCUCAGCAGUGCCCGGGGGAGAACGCCCAAAGCAGAAUUUAUCGCAAGAGAUCAUGAAGGCAUGUCUGCUUCCUUCAUGGAUCCCACACUAACAGUUACUACAGUGAAGAUCACAGCCACACCAGCAGCUGCAACUGAAAUUCAGAGGGGGCAGGGAGGUGAUUUAAUUGUAAGCGUACCUUCAGGAGUUACAGAGGAUGCUUUCCCAAUGGAAGAGCCAACCACAGCCACAGCAGGUAUUAACUCAACAGGGCCAGACGUGAUACCCACUGAAAACGAUCCCACCACGACAACAGAACAAGAGACGAGCUUUAAGAUAGGAGAAGCGAGCACAGCUUCCUCUGCGAUAUCCCCAGAAGUGACACUCGCUGAGAGGGGGCCUGAUGAAGCUGUCAGACAAGUCUGUGACAGAUUCACCUUUCUGCAAACGAGAGGGAAUGGAAAGGUGAAGCGGGAGCUGCCUCAGCUAGGAGAAAUGCUGUUUUGCUUGACUGAUCGAUGCCCACAGGAUUUUGAAUCUUAUGGCUGCUACUGUGGCCAAGAAGGAAGAGGUUAUCCUACAGAUGUACUGGACAGGUGCUGUUUCUCCCAUCAAUGCUGUAUGGAACAAGUUAAAAAACUUGGGUGCCAGCCAGAGGGAAGUUUGAGAUCUGAAGUUGUAUGUUUAGAUCAUAAACCGAAGUGCAUUGGCUGGAGCAUGUGCGAGAAGCUCCUGUGUACCUGUGAUAAGACGGCGGCUGAGUGUAUGGCUGCUGCCUCUUUCAAUGAAAGCUUGAGGUUCCUAACCCGGCAAGCCUGCCAAGAGAACAAAGCCUCAUGUCGGAGUGGAAUAGCUGAGAGGCCUGCAGGUGACACUGGAAUAGGCACCAGGACCUCCAGCUCGGAGGAGAGCAGUGAGGAGGCAGGUCCGUGGAGGAGUGCUUUAAGAAGAAUAAAGAGAGCUGCACGACACCCCCGGGGAAAAGCCAGAGCCACACCACAAGAGAGAUAGCCAAGUCUCUCUAUCCAACUGGGAAAUGGCAUGGAGGGCUCCAGAGUCAACCACUGCGUGUCCUAUUUUAUCUUAUCUUUGUAAAUUCUCUUUUACAUUUUCUUGCAGACCCCAGAUUGAAUUACACAGACUAGGUAACGGGUUAUAUAUGUUAGGAUAUAGAACUCUGUUCUACAGGAAAACCUGCGCUAAGGACCAUUUCCACCUGUCUUACAUGAUUGUUUGAAAGUAUCCAGUAUAGUUUCGUUCAGCUUUUAUGUAAAGACCCCUCUGCCAGGAGGCUGAUUUUCGCUAACACCUCUGGCAGUUGGUUAAAAUUUAUUUGGUUUUGUAUUGGAAAGGAGAUGUCUCUCGCUGAAGAAAACAAACACAAUUGAAGGGUUGGAAUUAGAAUUUGAUACAUUUUCACAUUACAUGCCACUAUAUGUAGUUAAUACAGAACUCCUCCAUGAUAUUA
This is a messenger RNA of Trachemys scripta elegans, 2236 nucleotides long. It is a transcript of the gene OC90, whose product is annotated as otoconin 90. The transcript is spliced from 17 exons. The record is from RefSeq and is a predicted model, not a curated record. Gene Ontology annotation, biological process: phospholipid metabolic process; lipid catabolic process; arachidonate secretion. Gene Ontology annotation, molecular function: calcium ion binding; phospholipid binding. Gene Ontology annotation, cellular component: extracellular matrix. Bases 1 to 1779 code for a protein of 592 amino acids. Lineage: Eukaryota; Metazoa; Chordata; Testudines; Emydidae.